Molecule: messenger RNA, 2879 nt
Organism: Bufo bufo (common toad)
Lineage: Eukaryota; Metazoa; Chordata; Amphibia; Anura; Bufonidae
Gene: KRCC1
Product: lysine rich coiled-coil 1
Exons: 7
Coding region: 64-1668 (534 amino acids)
Molecular function (GO): nucleic acid binding; zinc ion binding
Source: RefSeq, a predicted model, not a curated record
CCCGGUGCGGUCAGUCCCUUUGGAGGGUGGGGGAAGUAGGAGAGCUCACAGAGUGCCUGUAACAUGGCGUCGGAGGGUGCGAUCAUCCCGCAGCUAGUGGAGAGUAUAACACAGAGCGGCAGCCCCUCUACCACUUGUAGCGUGCCCACGGCGGGGGGGGACAUUAGUAGUAGUGCCCACACCACCAUCCCCUGCCAGACAGAGAUCGUACUGGAUGAAAAAACCAAAAAGGAACUUUUUACGGACACCUUCUGUAGGGUGUGCGGGGCGGUCUUACAGUUCGAAGCUCACAGAAAUGCACACUAUGAGGGUAAGAGGCACGCGCAAAAAGUGCGACUGUAUUUCCUGAAACAGGAGCUGGAAGAACUGACUUAUAAGAAAAAACAGAAAGUGGAGCAUGUCGAUUUUCACGUGGAGAAAGGCAUAUCUCUAGACAAAAACAGGUUCUGCAGCCUCUGCAACAUGGUGUUCAGCUCUCCAGUUGUCGCCCAGUCGCAUUACGUUGGGAAGAUUCAUGCCAAGAAGCUGAAGCAGAUGAGUGGAGAACAGAGCGAGUGGUCAACAGGCCCUGAGGAGAAUGCCCAGGUAGAAACAGCUGUCGACGAGUCCGAUCCCAUAUUCUCCCCUUUGACAGAGAAGUCCAACCAGCAGGACGCGAGCUCAGAUCCUUCCGGCGGUGAUAAUUCAAUUGACCUAAGUGACCCAAACAAGUACUGCAAGCUCUGCUGUGCCUCUUUCAACAAGCCCCUGGUGGCCCAGCAGCACUACAGUGGGAAAAAGCACGCCCGCAACAAAGCACGUCAGAAAAUGAUGGAAGAGAUGGGGGAUACUGGGGUCCCUAUAGACUCUGGGGCAGGUGAAGGAAUAUAUGUGUGCCCAAUCUGCAACAUUACCCUGACCUCCAUAGAGAUGUACCAGUCCCAUAUGCAAGGCAACAAGCACCACAUCAAGGAGACAAUGGUGGCAAAUGUCUUGAAAACCACAAAGAAGGCAUAUAACUCUUUUCAAGAUGAACUGGCGGAUUAUAUAAAAGUACAGAAGGCAAGGGGGCUGGAACCCAAAAAGUUCAGGCAAGAUAAGGAUCACUCUGAUAGCUGUGAGGAGGAAGAACCUGUGCCUGCACCUACUCAUCCUAAAACUAGUCUCCCUGUCCCAUAUAAGUAUCCACAUCAUCCCCCCAUGCCCUACCCUCCAUAUAAUUCCCAUCAUCCGCCUGAUUUAAGAGCGGCAGGUUGGGAUAAGCCCUACUGGCCUCAAAAGCCAACCCCAAAAAUACCCAGCAGACCCAUCCCCAACAGAAAACACCCUCGUUCCAGCCCAGACUCCAGCGAGGAUUCCUCCUCAAACGAAAGCAGCAGCUCCUCCAAGAAGGAGAAAAGACACAAAAGAGAGCACAGAAGCAAAGACCGGAAACACCAACACAGCAAAACAAGACGAGAAAACGGGAGCAGCGAGAGGAAAAAACGGAAAAUAGAAGAUUCUGACUCGGGGAAAGACGACGGCGAGCGGGAGAAGAAAGCGGAAGAGUCCAAGCAUCGGAAAGACAAGAAGAAGAGAGAGGAGCCGGCUGCCGACAAAGAGGGCAAGAAACACAAAAAGACUAAAAAGAUAGAGGACCAAAGAACGGAAGAAGAGAUGUUGUGGGACGAGUCCAUCUUGGGGUUCUAGGGAGGCGUAAGACAAUAGAUAAAAUCUGUUACUUUAAUGAGAGUCUGUGGUAAACGUCUCAGAAAAUCAUGGGUCCAGGAAUAUGGGACGCGAUCCAGGAGGAACACCUCGUUGUACUUAACUGGGGAGGAGACCACUGAGAAGAAGUAACCAGAGGCCUGGUAUAUAUAGAGUAUUUUGCCGAAUAGUGUCUCACAUAGAGGUCUAAUUUAUUUUUUUCUUUGUUUUCGUCUAACAAGUAUAGUCUGACUUUAAGGGCUUUCCUUCCCUCAAAAAACUGUAUAUUUCCAAUAUCCUUGUUUAGGCUCAAACCUUUUUUCCGCUGCUGCUGCCAUUACAAGGGGGAUUUCUACAUUUGUGAUUAUGUGAGCGACUUUUUCUAUGAGUAAACCCAGAGCCGUCUCCAGUUUGUACUUGUCACUUUAUUGGGUUGGAUUUUAUUUUGUUCUGCACAUGAGGGAUUUUUCUUGAAGCUUGGUUUCAAUGGCUUUUUAAUGCCGGUGAAUUAUGGAUUUUGCUCCCUGUGGAAUAAUUCUUGAGGAAUUUUUCUAAAUUAUUUUAAUUUCUUUCUGCGUGAGUUUUUUUUUUUUUUUUCUUUUUUAAAGACGAUCUUUGGUUUGUUGCACUCUUUUGUGUUGGCUUUUUUAGUUUAUGGAUUACCAAAUAGUCCAAUAAAAUUGCAGCCGAACUGUUUCAUCUUUUUUCCCCCAGUUACUCUCUCAUGGGGCAGUGCAGUGAAACUGAACAUAUGCAGUCAGGUUCCUCCACAGAUCUCUGCUGAUUCCCAAGGGUCCCUCCAGCCCCCUGAUCAACUUAUCUGCAGAUAUUUCUAACAAAAAGAUACAUAACUAAAUUGACAACCCCUUUAAGGGCCCAUUCUCUUGCCAUUGCAUAGAUUAGGGAAAUACUAAUGAUCUCCUUGUGGGUACGUUCCUUGACCAUCAGUGAUGUAAGUGUGCAUCGUAGGUCACAAGGAACUAUAUACAGCAUGCUCAGGAGCCGGGCCCUCUCCAUACGUGGUGAGUGCUACAUGUGCUAAUGCCCAGGAUUGUAGAAAACUCCAACCAUGGCCGUUUAACUCCUCCGAUGCCGCUGUCAUCUGAGUAGGUAGUUGGGGGUGGUCCCCUGAUUGACUCCUCCUCCAUGAGGCAGUUAUUUUUGCCAUUUCAGUUUCUCUGAUUACAUCUUGCAGGUGUAAUAGGAUAACAGUU